Molecule: messenger RNA, 2220 nt
Organism: Closterium sp. Naga37s-1
Lineage: Eukaryota; Viridiplantae; Streptophyta; Zygnematophyceae; Desmidiales; Closteriaceae
Source: the annotation of a GenBank genome assembly
AUGGCGGGCGCGGGAACGGGCGCAGUGUUUGCGCGAGAGGGAAUGCAAGUGGAGGCGGUUCCCGGAACAGGAUUUCUCGCAAAUGGGAGGCUGACUGGAGGCGCGGGGAAGUUCUCCGCGGAAGAAUCGGGGGGAAUUCCGCCGGUUGCGGAAGCCCGCGCGGGUGGCGCGGGGGGCGCGGGGAGCGAAUGGUCGGCGGAAAAGUACCGCGUCUUUGUGGAGAGUAUCGUGGAGGAGAGCGCGCGGCUGGCGGAGCAGCAGCGCGGGGAGGGCGGAAAUCUGGGGAGCGGGAAUUCGCAGCAACAUCAUUUAAAAACGCAACACAUGCAAGGUCAAAGCAGGCCGCGGAACCAACGGGCAGGCUGCGGAGGGGCAAUCAACGGAAGGAGCGCAGCGGGGGGAGCGCACGGUGCCGCUGCUCCGCCCGGCGCGGACGGCGAAACUGGUAACGGCGAUUCUUCGCAGGCUGCUGCGCUGGCUUCGGUGUUACAGUUUUUCGCGGACUCGUUGGCGCAACACGAGGGGGGCGCGGCGGAAAUUCGGCCGUCUCCAUCAAGCAGCGCGCAGGCCAAAGCGCGCACGCCGCGCGCCACGUCAGAUCCCGCGGGAUGCGCGGCUCCGCAAGACCGUGGAGGCGCAAGCGGCGGCGGAAAUUGCGCCGCGAACGGCGCUGGUGGAGCGGAAUGCGCGAGCGCGUUGAGCGCGGAUGCGACAGGCGGCGCGGCGGAUGCAGCGCGGGCAGCGGAGAAAUCUUUUGGCGGAUGUCACCCCGCGCCCCACCAACCUCCCCCCUGCGCGCCACCAUCAGUCCCGCCUCUGCUUCCCCCCUGCGGGAACCACCUCAACACCACUCACAUACCUGCCCGAAAUACUGCCCCGAUUUCUGCGCCGGGCAGAAAGAAAUUCGUGCUCGUGGGGGCUCCAAACCCCUCAGCUGCCCCUCCUCCUCCUGCUGCUGCUGCUGCUGCUGCUGCUGCUUCAUUUUUCCCUCCGGGGAACUCUGAUCCGAUAGCAGAAAAUGAAGUUUUGAGACGUCUCAAAACUGUUCCGAUAGCAGAAAAUGAGCCCCACGCCUCCCCGUCCCUUCUCGCUCCCUCUUCCCUGCUCGCUCCCCCUCCCCUGAUUGCUCAGCCUCCCCCGCUUUCUUCCCCCCACUCGCUUGCUACCCCUCACCCGCGUGCUUCCCCUCCCCCACAUGCGGAAAAGCGAGUGAUGCAACGUGGACAAGGAAUGGGAGGAGGAGGGGGGGGAGGAGGGGGAGGAGGAGGGGGAGGGGGAGGAGGAGGGGAGGAUGAAUUUGUGCAAGAGUUUAUGUUGAGGGCUGAUAGUGAGACGCUCAGUGGAAGCACACUGUCAGAAGGGCAGCAGCAGCAGCAGCAGAAGCAGGGGAAGGAGGAGCAGCAGCAACAACAACGGCAGCAGGAGGAGCAGGAGGAGGAGCAGCAGGUGCUGCAGGGGUGUGACUAUAUGCAAGCGGGUGACUACGUACACGGUGAUUCUAACAAGCGAGGGGUUGCUACAGGGAUGGAGUGUGACUUUGCUGAGAAUACUGCUGCUGACUGUGGUGCUCCUGUUGGUGUUUCCAUGCCGUUUCAACCCUGCAACCGCGCAGCUGCUGGGCCUUUUGAGGCGCCUCAAAAUGAGGAGGAGUUUAUAGUGAGUGGUUCGGAGCAUGGUUUGUGGCUGUCGAGCCUGACGGAUUUCCAAACCAAGAAGCUCGAGGAGUGGUUCGGCACGGACCUGAACCCGUCUCCGGAGCAGAGGGCGAGCCUCGGCACCAGCCUCGGGCUGCUGCCGCAGCAGAUCGCCUCCUGGUUGCAUCACCGUCGCCUGCAGAACACAGUGCAGCAGCAGCAGAAAGAGCUCGAGUCCCUCCGAUCGGCCUUCUCCCGACUACAAGCAUCAGCGAGUGGCAUGAGCGGGGAUUACGAGCUUCUUCAAGCUGACUAUUUCACUCUGUUGGACAAGAAGGAAGAGCUCACAAGCAAGCUUUCUGACGUGGCAUCCAGGCUGGCAGCAAAGCACCGUUCCUCAAGCUCCAGCAAUCCAGGCAGUUCUGGGGGAGGGGUUUCCCAGACAGGUGUAUUCCGGGCAGCUUCUGCCGAAGCAGAUGUCGAUCGGGCAGGCUGGAACCGGGCAGGUGGGUCACCAAGGGAGGGAGAAGAGCGGGCAGCAGUUGCAGCAACGGGAAAGAAAAUUAUGGGCAGUCCUCUACCUUAG